Aedes albopictus (Asian tiger mosquito) is the source of this 4041-nucleotide messenger RNA. RefSeq lists its product as uncharacterized. Gene Ontology annotation, molecular function: zinc ion binding. Lineage: Eukaryota; Metazoa; Arthropoda; Insecta; Diptera; Culicidae. The coding region runs from base 85 to 3939 and encodes 1284 amino acids. The record is from RefSeq and is a predicted model, not a curated record. The transcript is spliced from 4 exons. Gene Ontology annotation, cellular component: nucleus.
UCCCCAGCGAUGUCAUAAACAAAUCGAUAGUCCCGAAUAAAAUUAGAUUUUUCGCGUCCAUCCCAAAAUAAGUUAGCCGUGAAUAUGGCAGAAUUUUCGGAUAGUUUAGGCCUCCAAGACUUUCAAAACUACUGCCGGCUGUGCUUCGAACCUGGUUCCAAACUGGAGAACCUGCUGACGUCGCCGGUCGAACGCAAUCUUGGAGAAAAGAUAGUCGACUGCGUGAAUGUGUCGAUCCUACCGGAGGAUUCACCCGCGACGUUGGUCUGCCAAAGGUGCCUCGCACUGGUGGAACAAUUCUACGACUUCAAAGAGAUGUGCAAAAAGCACGAAUACACCUUCCAGACGAGCAUCCGGUUGCGAAAUUCCGAACCAGCAGAUAUUGCGAUAGAAACGGUUCAUAUCAAAACGGAACUUCCGGACGAGGACGUUGGUGAGGAGCCGGUUGAACUAAUACCAUUGGAAUUUACUAGUGAAAACAUAAAACAGGACUGUGAGCAGGGCAGUGAGUCGGAAUCGGAAAACCAGGAGGAACAUGGGGAGUCCGAAGAUGAGGAUGAAAGUCAGUCCGGAGGUAAAAGCAAAACUGGAAAGAGGAUUUACAGGAAAGCGGAAACGAAACUGCUGGUCCGAUUGAUUCACAAUGGGUUCCUGAUGAACUGUAAGGCAAUCAAACUGACCGGGGUGAUGCAGUGGAUUUGCCGGAACAGUGCAUGUCGGAUGAGUUUUACGGCAACGGUCGAUUGGAAAAUUACGCUGCACACGGCCAAGGUUCACAAUCAUUAUCCGUUUGUGAAUAGGACGGGAACGAUCCAGAGGGAAGAUAGCGGAUUGUUUGACCGGUAUUCGAUAAGUUCCUGUACUGGGAAGACUGUAUUGAUCUGGAAUAAUUACGAAUGGCUCGUAGGAGAAACAAGGAAGGGUUACAGGAAGGCAGUUUGCAAAGACACUAAAAGAAAAUGUCAUAAUUAUAUUACAAUUAAGGGAGACUUCGAGAGUGUGCAAGAGUUUGGUCAGCAUAACCAUCCAGAGAGUUACAUCCUGUACAGAGACGACGAUAAUCCGGAUGAGAACGAAUUGAAUCCCUGGGAUCUGUUUGUGCAAAUUAACCCUUGUGGAUUGCCGAUUGGGACGGAUUGGGACAUGAAUCGACGGGUUAAAUUGUUCCACAAUCGGUUCCAGUACCGGUUGAUGGAUUGCACUUGGAAUGGAACCAGUCGUUGGGCCUGCGAUAUGAUAAACUGUAAGGUGAACGUGCUCAUGGAUUCGGACGAAAACGUAUCGUCGGAAGAGCACAACCACGAACCGCUACCGUGCGGAAUAUUCAACAGAUUUUUCUUCAGUGUGGUCAGAGCCAACACCAAGUGUCUGAAACUGUGCUUCAAUGGGCACUGCUACGGGAGCAGGGAUUCGAACCAUUGGGUGUGUACGACUAGCGGAUGCUACGUCAAACUGUACGUUGGAAGCGAUUAUCAAUCCUUCGCGGAGAAAGGACAUCACAAACAUGACGGGUUCAGUGUGGUCGUGAAGCCGAUCAAGAAGAAAGCAGUUUUCCUAACUACCGAAAAUCCGUUCCUACCAGAUUCCAUAACGAUCGACGAUUUACAUAAGCCGAGACCGUCUACGUCGAAAUCGAUUCAACCGAAAUUAGGGCCUCCGCUUAUGACUCCAGAAAAUGCACCUAAAACGAGGAAGCUAAGGGAAACCGUAAACGGUUCCAUCCGGAUGAUCUACGAUGGCUAUCGCUAUUCGUUGUGGAACUUUUUCCCAGAUGGCACUACCUACUGGUGCUGCUGGGGCAUUCGAUGCAAAAAGUCCAUUCACAUGACUUCGCAAGGAUUGAUUUAUGCCAAAAACGAAAGCCAAGAGCACCAGCAUCCACCGCAGGUGACCAAGGUGGACCAAAUAACACAUGAAAACGGCGAAAAGGAAUUGUACGCCAUAUUCAAGGACCUGCAGCACAACACUAUCCUGGUCUACCGGAAUACUCUAUGGGAUUUGGUGCUAGGAGAGCAGUGCUACGUGGCAACCUGCCAACGCUGCGAAACUAAUAUCAAGAUCACGGAAAAUUUUACUAAAUUUACACAAAGCAGCGAAUGUAGAAAUCACGACGAAAAGAUGAUUCUCAUACGAGUCGCUUCUAAACCGAUUGAAGGUGAUCCCAUUAUAUGGGAAAUCUACAAACGGAACUUCCCCUUACAGUUAUCCGAUGGCACUAUCUUUACCAAGGGACGUCACUCGCAGCUAUUUAUCGAUGGUUUCCGCUACACGCUGGUCAGCUUUACCUGGACCGGUGGCGAACUGUGGCGAUGUGCCAUCCAACGGUGUCCGGCUAGAGGAAAAAUCGUCGAACCUCGCGGUGAUUUCAAUACCCCGGUACACACUCACGAGCCGCACGUGAUGAUGCAGGGCAAGAUCUGGAGUGAGGCUCGCCAGCGCGAGGAAUGGUACUUUGUGGUCAUAUCGCUCAAGAAGACCAUCGCCACGCUCUACUACAAUACCUACUGUUACGCGCUGAAGGACCGACAACGGAACAUUUGGAGCUGCUUUCCGGGACCGUGUCAAGCGGUGGUCCGGAUCGAAGGAGAUUUCGAGCGGGUCGUGGAAGAGAUGGAACACAGUCACGAUGGGACGCUGACGUUCAUCCGCACGGACAAAACUUAUGAUUCGCAGGAAUGUUAUGGUCCUGCAACUGGAACAUCCAAGAAACGACCAAGAGAGGAAUCCAGCAGUAGCGCAGCAGCCGAUGUUGACCCUUUGAGUUUGCUAAAUGUGACAAUUGACGCUCCAUCGACAGAAAGUUCUGAUCGCCCGGAAGAAGACCCCAAUGAAUAUGCAAUGGACGUGGACUCUUUUUAUCAGGUUAAUAUAAAAGAAGAACCUUCCUCAUCGUCGCCAGACAACAGCAGUCCAAAAUUGCAAGAAAUUAUCAACGCUUUGCUACAACCAGUGUCAAACCCCAAUCAAACUCCACAGCCAGAACCUGUUGUGCAUUACCACGAUGGUUACACGUACAAUCGCGCAACUGCACUCUCGGAUGGACGAAUUAGGUUAGAUUGCAACAAAAUUCGAUGUCCGGGACGAGUCAUCAUCGGAAACGAUCAUAUCGGACGUAUUAAGGACGGUCAUACUCAUACCAAGGCGUACGAGAGCGGAGGAAGUAUUUGCGACUAUGAUGGCCAAUGUUACCAGUACAUCGUGCUCAAUGAUGCGCAAAGAGGAAUUCCUAUCAACUUGGUUUGUGAUGGCUUCCGAUAUAACUUUCAUACUAGAUCGCCAAACGCCGAAGUGGUCUGGCAAUGCGACUAUUGUUCCGUCAAGGCCACAGUCAACGCUUCCUACACUUAUAUCCAGUUCGACGGAUCGCACACGCACGAACGUUACGACAUCCUUGUACCAACAGAUGAAAACCCUGAAUCCGAGUCAUCGAAUGUCGCCGGACCAUCCAAUUUCUUCUUCAUAGAAGAGGUCAUCUGGGAUCAGCACCGGUACAACAAACCCCUUUACAUUCGUCGAUUGAAUGUUUCCAAAUGGAGAUGCUUCCGAACGAGGGAGUGCAAAGCCCAUCUCUACCAGAACGCGGAAGGAACAUUCAAAGAAAUGGAAUCCCACGAUCACGAAGGGCCAAUUGAAGCCAGCGGCGAAGCGCGAUUCGACCCGACUAUGAAACUGAAAGACCGCUACGCCGUUAUGAAAUCCUACGGCAAAUCACAAGUGCGCCAUCUGGUAUUCCAGAACCAAAUCUACAUCGAGCGCAACCCUAGUGUUUGGAAUUGCGCCAAUAAGCUUUGCAAUGCCCAGCUGAGCGUGUACGACAACUUCGAUUUCAUUCAAGCGGUUGGAACUCACACGCAUCAACCAACGAUGGCAAUCGUCAUGUUCCGGAGUGAAGUGCAAAAACAUGUGGGGCCUGCGGAAAUGGCUUUGGAUGCAGUGUGAUUUAUCAUUACCUCGUGCUCAUUAGGCAAUUACAUUUAUCUAAAUAUUUAUAUUUAAACUUACACUAUCUGAAUAAUAAAUACGUUUGAUUUUAACAAGAAA